Messenger RNA from Ictidomys tridecemlineatus (thirteen-lined ground squirrel), 2219 nucleotides. It is a transcript of the gene Cd40, whose product is annotated as CD40 molecule. Gene Ontology annotation, cellular component: external side of plasma membrane; CD40 receptor complex. Gene Ontology annotation, biological process: immune response-regulating cell surface receptor signaling pathway; B cell activation. Lineage: Eukaryota; Metazoa; Chordata; Mammalia; Rodentia; Sciuridae. The record is from RefSeq and is a predicted model, not a curated record. Gene Ontology annotation, molecular function: signaling receptor activity; protein binding.
GGCGGGGCCACAGGCUGGGCCGUGGAGUUACUGGACGCGGCGCACGAGGACCGGUGCCCGCGGUCGGCGUCUGGCCUCGCCAUGGUCCGGCUGCCUCUGCAGUGCGUGCUCUGGGGCUGCCUCUGGACCUCCGUGUACCCCGAGCCACCCACUGAAUGCGGAGAAAACCAGUACCUUCUGAACAAUCAGUGCUGCGAUAAGUGCCGACCAGGAGAGAAGCUGGUGAACGACUGCACCCAGCUCACCGACACCCAGUGCCUGCCUUGCAGUAAGGGCGAGUUCUCCGACACCUGGAACAGAGACAGACGCUGUCACGAGCACAGAUACUGCGACCCCAAUCUCGGGCUCCGGGUCAAGAGAGAGGGCAGCACAGAAGCAGACACCCUCUGCGCCUGCCAGGAGGGCCGGCACUGCGCCGGUGGCGCCUGCGAGAGCUGUGCCCUACACACCCCGUGUGGCCCUGGGCUUGGGGUCAAGCAGCUUGGUACAGGGACUUCUGACACCAUCUGUGAACCCUGCCCCGUCGGCUUCUUCUCCAAUGUGUCAUCUGCUUUUGAAAAGUGUCACCCCUGGACCAGCUGUGAGACCAAAGACCUGGUGGAGCGCCAGCCAGGGACCAACGUGACUGAUGCUAUCUGUGGUUUCCAGAGUCGGACGAGAGCCCUGGUGGUGAUCCCCGUCGUCGGGGUCCUCCUGCUGGCCAUCUUCCUGGUGUCGCUGUACAUCCGUGAGUCCCCAGGGAAAGUGCUCAAGAAGCCGAAGGACAAGGCCGUCCAUCUUCCUAAGGCUCAGGGGCAAGAUCCUGUGGAGAUUGUUUUUCUGGAUGAUGUUGCUCCAUCUCCUGCGGCUCCAGUGCAGGAGACCUUACAUGGCUGCCAGCCGGUCACCCAGGAGGAUGGCAAGGAGAGCCGCGUGGCCGUGCAGGAGAGGCAGUGAGGCUGUGCCUGCUUGGGACGCGGCUGCACGGGUCCAGGACACCUGGCCGAGAACCGGGAGCUGCUGCAGUGGUGACAGCGUGGGGCCAAGGGGACGAUGCCGACCAGGCACAGCCCCUUCGGCCUCCACCUCUGCACUCAGAGGAGCCCACGGCACCUUCAGGGACUCCUGCUGCACACCUGGGCUCCUCCAGUUGUUUUUGGAGAUGGAGGGAGAACUCUGGGGGCCCAAGGGGAGAUGGUGACACCCACCAAGCCUCCAGCCCAGCGGAGCAGCCUGGCACCCAGAGACGUGUCGUGUGGCUUCCACGCGCCCAGGAGGCUUAUACACGUGUCUUCCGUUGCCGCUUUUUUUUUGUAUGUGGUUGUGAAUGACUGGAGACCAUUUCCCUGUCCAUCAGCAGGGACUGGUAAAUAAAAUGGCACUGUAUUUAUACAACAGGGUCUCCAAAACACGGUCCGAUGAAGAGACAAAAGAGGUUGUGGGAGGAUAGACACAAAGAGCUUUUCAGUGGACACACCUGGAACAACAGGAUACGCAACAGAGUGCAGUCAUGCAGACACUGCACCUACUGUGUGUGCAACAGACAGCAUCAAGAUCCAGGAGGAGACUGGGAGUCAUAGAUACAGUAUGCAUCAUAUCUGUAGGUAGAACCAGGGUUCUGGAAGGACACCCAGAAACCCAAACUCACAGACCUGGUCAUGUUUGCGCUGGGGAAGGUUUGGCUCUCCCCUGAUGCUUCUUUUUUUUUUUUUCCAAAAGGAGAAUGAGUUCACAUAAUGCUUAUGUAAUUAAAAAACCCAUCAAACACGUAAAAAGAAAAACGGGGGUGGACAUGCCGGGUGACAGGAGCUGUUUAAUUUGCUGCCAGGCUCACAGAAUGAGGGCAUUUUCAGAGGAUAAGUAAGAAUGUCCCCAGGCUGCUGCCGCUCCAGGGUAGGUUCCGAGUGUGCUUGCGUUUGGCAUCCAAGUUUGCAAGAUGUUCUUCCCAUUUGAUUCAUGGUCCCAAACAAAACAACAAAACAGAAGCCUUUGGAGGCCAGGAGGGUCUGCCUCCCUCCUCUUUCAGAGAUGGAAACAGAGGCCCAGAGAGGUGCAGUCAUUUGCCCCCCCCCUUGGUCCAGAGCUUCCCCCAGCUCUGCCUGCUCUCUGCAACUACCUCUGUAGCUCCUUCCAGGGAGGUCCUGGGUCUCCCGUCACAGGAGCUGCUGUCUCUAGGUCAGAUGGUGCCCCUUCCUCCCCAGCAGUAUCUCAGGAUAAAAAUAAACCUUCCUGUUCUCUUU